Molecule: messenger RNA, 1311 nt
Organism: Heterostelium album PN500
Lineage: Eukaryota; Evosea; Eumycetozoa; Acytosteliales; Acytosteliaceae
Product: purple acid phosphatase family protein
Exons: 4
Coding region: 1-1311 (436 amino acids)
Molecular function (GO): metal ion binding; acid phosphatase activity
Source: RefSeq, a predicted model, not a curated record
AUGUCCGCUUCAAUCUUAAUGAUAAUUACUACGAUCCUUUUGGUUUUAGUAGCCAUUGCAAAUGCCUCGAAUGUAACCCCACUUUCGAUUAAACUCUCACUUACUGACACUGAAGGUGAGAUGCAAGUCACCUGGUUUACUUUGGAUUUUCCAUCCUCUCCAUGUGUCCAAUUCGACAACAAGGGAUUCAACCCAUCAGAAGUUACUGGCAACAUCAUUACCGGUAGAAUUGUCGAAUUCACCCAGAAACUCUGGUCUGGAUACACUUCCAUUGCUGUCAUUUCACCAUUAGCAGCCCAACAAACCUACUACUAUGCAGUCGGUAAUAAGGAGACCGGUGUAUGGAGUGUAUUAUACAACUUUACUACCUCAACUUUCCCAAAUACUAACUCACAAGUUACUCCAUUCAGUUUCGUAACUUAUGGGGAUAUGGGUGCAGUUGUGGACAACUCAACUGUCCGCAAUAUUGUUAAGACUUUGGAUCAAUUCCAAUUUGCCUUACAUGUUGGUGAUAUUGCUUAUGCUGAUCUCCAAGAUGGUGAUGAGGGUAUAUAUGGUAACCAAACUAUUUGGAAUGAAUUCUUGGAAGAGAUAACACCAAUCUCUGCCACCAUUCCAUAUAUGACUUGUCCAGGCAACCACGAUAUCUUCAAUGGUAACAAUUCAAACUACCAAAACACCUUCAUGAUGCCCACGGGAUCUGACAAUGGAGACUGGUACUCAUUCGAUUUCAAUGGUGUUCACUUUGUUGGAAUUUCCUCAGAGACUGACUAUUCACCAUCAUCUGAGCAAGUGAUUUGGCUCACCAACGAACUCCAAACCUACCGUAAUUCGAACCCCGAUGGAUGGUUGAUUGUUUUCGCUCAUCGUCCACUCUACUGUACUUCAAAUCUUGACUGGUGUAUGAACGAUACAAACAGAAUAAGUUUAAUUAAUUCUCUAGAAGAUUUGUUUUAUAAAUAUAAUGUUAACUUCUUUAUUGGAGGUCACUCACACGAAUACGAAAGAAUGUUACCUGUCUACAAAUCACAAGUCUAUGGUAGCAAUGCCAAUCCACAAGCAACUGUCUAUGUUGUUAUUGGUACUGCUGGUUGUCAAGAAGGUUUGAAUACUGGUUUCCAACCACUACCAGUAUAUUCAUCCGGUGUUCGUUUACUCGAAACUGGUUAUGCCAAAGUUAGCUUCUUGGAUUCCUAUCACAUGCAAUGGCAAUUCAUUCAAGACAAAACUGACACCGUCUUAGAUUCAGUUUUCCACAAGCAACUCCACAAUCUCGUAUGGACUAUUGCAAUAUUAGUUAAUCAAACCUAA